Spinacia oleracea (spinach) is the source of this 1009-nucleotide messenger RNA. RefSeq lists its product as uncharacterized. Bases 145 to 651 code for a protein of 168 amino acids. The transcript is spliced from 10 exons. The record is from RefSeq and is a predicted model, not a curated record. Gene Ontology annotation, molecular function: calcium ion binding. NCBI's taxonomy places the organism in Eukaryota, Viridiplantae, Streptophyta, Magnoliopsida, Caryophyllales, Amaranthaceae.
UUGACUAGCAAUUGCUCGCAUUUUGCUUUUUCACCCUUCUUCUUCUUGUUCCUUUCUGUGCCUUAUUUUUGUCGAAGAAUUUGCACAACUUAUAACCAACGCGCUAGCUGUCCUUUGAACUUCAGCUUGGGAAAUUUUGGGGUCAUGGACUUGGCGAUUCUCCGAGAGUGGUUCGACCGAGUUGACUCGUCUCGAACCGGAAACAUUACAGCACCACUGCUCAAGAAUGCACUUUCUGUUGGAAAUCUCGAUCUCCCACUUUCUGUUGUUCAGCAGAUGAUCAGGAUGUAUGAUUUUGAUAAGAAUGGAACUAUGAGCUUUGAAGAAUUUGUUGCCCUUAACCAAUUUCUCUUAAAGGUUCAACAGGCUUUCUCCGAUUUAGAAAGGGACCGUGGAUUUCUUCUCCAUGAUCAGGUUAAUGAGGCACUAAUGAAGCUUGGAUUCUCACUUGAUUCACCUGCCUUUUACACAGCAUGUGAGAGCUUUGAUCAAAAGAAGAAUGGGAAGUUCCGGUUAGAUGCUUUUAUAUCUUUGUGUGUAUUUCUACAAUCUGCUCGGAAUCUUUUCAACUCCUUUGAUACAAAUAAGCAAGGCAGAGUGACUCUUGAUGUGAACCAAUUUAUUUACUGCACUGCGAAUUGUAGGUUAUGAGAUUUCAGUUUGAUAUCUAGCUCAUUCUUUACCCCGGAAGAUCAUGGCGAAGCUGUAAAGUUCUACUGCUAAUUUACUUCAAACAAGCAGCAGUUGCAUGUAAUGUAAUACCAAAUCGGGACAGAAGAUUUAGGUUCUUGUAUCAAUAGUGUUAUAUCUUCUCCUUCUGGUUAUGACUGCCAUAUUCUUCUCUUUUCCUAGUCUAAAGUCCGAAUAUUGUCAGUUUGUGUAUCAAUUGUAUGCAUCAUAGUAUUCUUAAGACAGGGAAAUUCUUCAUGAAAUGUGUAUUAGAUUGAUUGUUUGAAUAAUAGAUUGAACAGCAAGAGAGAAAUAUAAUUUGCAUGUUUCUGUUCAUAAA